Thermothelomyces thermophilus ATCC 42464 is the source of this 3076-nucleotide messenger RNA. RefSeq lists its product as uncharacterized. Lineage: Eukaryota; Fungi; Ascomycota; Sordariomycetes; Sordariales; Chaetomiaceae. The record is from RefSeq and is a predicted model, not a curated record. The coding region runs from base 243 to 2948 and encodes 901 amino acids. The transcript is spliced from 2 exons. Gene Ontology annotation, molecular function: protein binding.
CGGGUUUCCUUUUUUUUUUUACUCCACCCUGUCGCGGAGUUGCAGGAAUACGAGAGACGGGUGAUCUCGUCCAACGAGACGCCGUAUCGUCAUUCCAAGCGCAUACACCACCCUGUCUAUAGUGAACGGCCAUUCAAGGGAAACAGCAAUGCGGAGCUAGGCGAGGUGAUCACGACCGCGGCCUAGUGUAUCACCGACCAACCAGCAUUGUGAUGCUUCGUCCCAUCUUCUCCGGGCCGGCAAUGCCUCCCGCGCCGAAGGGUGACGCUGCUCUCCGUUCCGGAGCCGCCCCCCGUCAAGUCGGCGCGAGGAGCCUUGCUGGUACCCGGCGCUGUCCCGGGGCCCGGCGCCGGCGAGCACGUACGGCCAGCACGCUCGUCACGGCAGUGUUGGGUCUUGCAGCGCGGGCAUCUGCCGAGCCGGUGCUGCCGUACACCCCAACCACGAUAUUGCUGGCCCCCGACGGUGCCGCGGGCAGUGGCGCCGCCUACAUCUUCGCCCCGAGCGGCGACGACCGAGAUGCGGUCGACUUCCUGGCCCUCAACGUCUCCAGCCUGCGCGCCUCCGCCCUCGAGCCAACGAAACUAACUCCCGACCUUCCCUUUCUCUCCAAAGACGCCGCCGAUUGUGCUACCUUCGCGCCGACCAUCCUCCGCAACGGUACCAUCGUCGUCCUCGCGGGCGACUGCUCCUCCACCGCAGCCUCCACCCUCUGGAGCUACACCCCGGGACAGCCCGAUGCAAGAUGGACACAGCACCCCGUCGUGCCGUCUGCCUCAUGGGACAAUGCCCAGGCGGGACCCUACCACCUCGGCGGACUCGUCAACUUCUCCCCUCAGCUCAGCCCCGUUCUCUCCGAGCCGACGCUCUACUUCUACGGCGGCAUGUGCCCUCGGAAGUCCUCCUCCUCCGCCGACACCUGGCAGUCCAAUGCUGCCUAUUCCAACCGCAUGCUCCGCCUGAUCCCGCCUAGCCCACCGCCCUCCUCCUCCUCCUCCUCCUCCUACACGCUGGAUUACGCUUCCGCCGGGGGACAACAACAGCCUCCCGUGGCCGAGGCGGGCUUCACCUGGACCGAGCUCACGCCGUCGCUAUCCAACCGCACCAUCAUCACCACCACUUCCGACGGUGGCGGCAAGGACGGGGCCGGAACGGAACAGGUGACGACGAGCAUCAUCAUCACCCAGCAGACCAGCCACGUGCUGCUGGGGGGCCACACGCAGGGCGCCUUUGUCAACAUGAGCACCGCCGCCGUCUGGUCGCUGCCCGAGGAGACGUGGACUUUUGUCUCGAUCGCCCCGCCCCCGGCUGCUUCUUCUUCUUCUUCUUCUUCUUCUUCUUCUGACGACGACGACGACGACGGGAGGGCGGACCUCGCGCGGCAGCGGGAGCGACAAGAAGAGGAAGAGAACAACAAGAAGAAGCAAAAGACGAAGACGAAAAGGAGACUACGGCGGGAGGCGGCGGCUGCCGCGCCGGGGAUGGUGGUGGACAGUCGGUCCGGGCACACGACCGUGCUGAGCGAGGACGGGACCAGGCUGGUGGUGUACGGCGGCUGGGUCGGGGACGUGAGCCGGGCGGCCGAGCCGCAGCUGGCCGUGGUGAGGCUCGGCGUCGGGCUCGCCGACUGGGAGUGGGAGGUCCCCGCCGACCAGGGGAGCGCCCCGUCGUCGUCGUCCGGAGGAGGAGGGGGCGUGUACGGGCACGGCGCGGUCGUGCUGCCGGGGAACGUCAUGAUGGUGUAUGGGGGGUACGAGACCUCCGAGGGCGGCAAGAUCAGGAAGAGAAGAACGGGCGGGAGCAUGUUCUACAACAUCACGAGCGGGAGCUGGUCCGAUGUGUAUGUCAGUCCGCUCGUUCAAGGAAAUAGCGGAAAGAGCGGUGGUGAUGGUGGUGAUGGUGGCGGCGGCAGCACCCACGGCGGCGACGCGGGCGGCGACAGCGGUCUUGGCGGCCCGGCCGGGAACGGAAACAGCUCGGGCGACUGGACAAAAGCGAAGCGGAUCGGUCUCGGAGUCGGCCUUGGAGUCGGCUUGCUCGUCCUCAGCAUCCUGGCGUGUCUCGGCGUGUGCUGGUUCCGCCGGAGACGGCAGCGCCGGAGAUCCCGCGAUGAGACGCUCCGGGGUCUCUCGCAGGGACUGAACGGCCCGCUGGCCCGCGGCGUCGGGGAGGAGGACGACGGCGAGAUGCUCGAGCGAGACCACGGUAUGGGCAUGUCCUUCUUCCCCUGGACCGCCGCGACGGCACGGGACUGGUACAUGGGCAUGGGCGGGGACGACCCCUACAUGCAGGGCCGGCGCUCGCUGGGGUACGAGAGCCUCCGGGGAGGGUACCGGCCUUCUUCUUCUUCUUCUUCUUCCUCCCUGUACAUGCCGCCACCUCCUUCGGCGUCCACGUUCAGCCACCGGCCGAAGGCGGCCAAGGGCCUCCACCACCAACCGAGCAGCUCGUACGACUUCACCCCGCUCACGCGCGGCCCCAACCGCAUCGAGCCCAUCUACGAAGCCGACGAGGACUCGGAAGGCGACCUCGGCAAGAACUACCCGCUCGGCCCGGACAAAGAGGAGCGCGUCGGCAACGACACCGACCACGACGACGACGACGACCCCUUCCUCACUCCUACCCUCAGCACCCCGACCGGCGGAGCUUUCCCGAGGCCGCAUACCGCCAACUCGAGCCCGCGCAACUCCGGCUCCCCUACCCCUCCCGCCGCGCAACGAAAAAAACAACAGCAACAACCAGCGGAAGAAACAAAAUUAGCAGCAGCAGCAGGAGGAGGAGGAGGAGGAGGAGGAGGAGGAGGGGGAGGGGGAGGGGGAGGGGGAGGAAGAGGAGCAGCAGCAGCAGCAGGAGGGAGAGACGGACGGCGACUACGUCUACGUGCCGGGCAGUCCGAGCAAGAGCAAGGCGAGGAGGAGCUGGUUCGGGAGCCUGAGGAGGGUGUUUAGCGGCGGCACGCCCGAGUCCGGGAGCCACGCGAGCGGGAGCAGCCUCGGGGGCGACAGUCCCACGCGAGAGGGGCUCCUCUCCGGGGCGAAAGGGGCCAGCAGCUCCGACUACGGCGGCCGGCCGUACG